AGGGGUCGCCGCAUGGUCGAAGUGUAAGAGCUGUGCCGGAAGAAACUGAAGAACGUCCAACGGAAAUACUCGACAGUCCCGGAAACGAUUGUGAAAGCCCCGGGAGAAGCCAUAUCUUGCCCCCUCUUUUCCUUUUAAGCGGGAGUACGAACGGAGGAGCCAAACUCAUGCGCCGCUUUGGAGCCGUGAAACUGACGUUGACGGAAGUACUCGAGCCUGUCCGGAAAAACCCGAAGACGGGGCCGACGCUUCCCGAGCGUUUCUGGGUAGACUUUCAAAAGAAAAGAAAAGAAAAGUGAGAGAGACAUUGUCCUAGAGAGGUUAAGGAGGCUACCGAGCACAUUUCGAAAGCGCCUUGCGGAGAUAGCCGAGUGUUUCCGUUAACACCCGAAGUUGCAGCCGGAAGUUGCCGAACUCAAGGGAAGGCGCUGCCGCGGCCUACUGCGUGAGGAGACGCUGGUUAGGAAGACCUACUCUACCAGCAGCGAGGCCGCACUCAGGCCGUCCUCCUUACCUCCCUCCCUUCUCCGUUACCAUGUCCGACUUCGACGAGUUCGAGCGGCAGCUCAAUGAAAACAAACAGGAACGCGACAAAGAGAACCGUCACCGGAAACGCAGCCACAGUCGCUCACGAAGUCGUGACAGGAAACGUCGCAGCCGUAGCCGUGACAGGCGCAACAGGGAUCAGCGCAGUGUUUCACGGGAUCGCAGGAGACGCAGAUCACCCCUAAACAUAACGGGUCCCCUGAGCCGUUCUCCCCGGCAUGAAAAGAAGAAGAAGGUUCGCAAGUACUGGGAUGUUCCGCCCCCGGGCUUUGAACACAUCACACCCAUGCAGUAUAAAGCCAUGCAAGCUGCUGGGCAAAUCCCAGCUACAGCCCUCCUGCCGACCAUGACCCCUGAUGGACUGGCGGUGACACCCACUCCUGUGCCAGUGGUAGGCAGCCAGAUGACACGGCAAGCCCGGCGCCUCUAUGUGGGAAACAUCCCCUUCGGAAUCACUGAGGAGGCUAUGAUGGAUUUCUUCAAUGCUCAGAUGCGCCUUGGUGGCCUUACGCAGGCUCCUGGAAACCCUGUCUUGGCAGUGCAGAUCAACCAGGACAAGAACUUUGCGUUUUUGGAGUUUCGGUCUGUGGAUGAAACUACCCAGGCUAUGGCUUUUGAUGGGAUCAUUUUCCAGGGACAGUCGUUGAAGAUAAGACGCCCCCAUGAUUACCAGCCACUCCCUGGCAUGUCUGAAAACCCUUCAGUCUAUGUGCCAGGUGUGGUGUCCACAGUGGUUCCAGAUUCUGCCCACAAGCUGUUCAUUGGGGGUCUGCCAAACUAUCUUAAUGAUGAUCAGGUCAAGGAGUUGCUCACUUCUUUUGGACCCCUGAAGGCUUUCAAUUUGGUGAAGGACAGUGCCACUGGCCUGUCAAAAGGUUAUGCCUUUUGUGAAUAUGUGGACAUCAAUGUUACAGACCAGGCCAUCGCGGGCUUGAAUGGCAUGCAGCUGGGUGACAAGAAACUAUUGGUGCAGAGAGCCAGUGUCGGAGCCAAGAAUGCUACUCUGAGCACAAUAAACCAGACCCCAGUGACCCUGCAAGUACCGGGCCUGAUGAGCUCACAGGUGCAGAUGGGUGGCCACCCCACUGAGGUGCUGUGCCUCAUGAAUAUGGUGCUGCCCGAGGAGCUGCUGGAUGAUGAGGAAUAUGAGGAGAUCGUCGAGGAUGUGCGUGAUGAGUGUAGCAAGUAUGGUGUUGUCAAGUCCAUUGAGAUCCCCCGGCCUGUUGACGGUGUUGAGGUGCCUGGCUGUGGCAAGAUAUUCGUGGAGUUCACAUCUGUCUUCGACUGUCAGAAGGCCAUGCAAGGCCUGACUGGGCGCAAGUUUGCUAACCGGGUCGUGGUGACCAAGUAUUGCGACCCUGACUCCUAUCAUCGCCGAGACUUCUGGUAGUCCAGCCCUGAGCCACGCAUGGGGGAUGUUUUGAAGAGGCAGGGGCAGCUCGCUGGCCGGAGAGGCUCCUUUAGCAGCAUAGCCUGUUUAUAUUUUAUGGCCAAAAUCUCCUGUAUUUUUUUCUUCCAGUUGUCCCAAUCCCUUCCUUUUCUAUCCCUGCCGCCGCCACCAACACCACCCACGGUUUCCCAGUGAUGGUUACUCUGUAGUAGAAAUGUUGUCUCUUACCCCAUAUUCCCUCACCCCACUGUGAUGUUUCUGAUUUUUGCUAAGAGGAGUUUUGCUCUUAAAAAAAAGAUGGGCCCGUUUUGUUGUAUUUUCCUUUCCUCUGCGCUGUGUGUAUGGACAACUAUUUCUCUAGCAUUGUCUCUCAUAAUUAAACAUUUUUUUCCAA
Messenger RNA from Rhineura floridana, 2330 nucleotides. RefSeq names its product U2 small nuclear RNA auxiliary factor 2 (gene U2AF2). Gene Ontology annotation, biological process: mRNA processing. Gene Ontology annotation, cellular component: U2-type prespliceosome; commitment complex; nucleus. Gene Ontology annotation, molecular function: poly-pyrimidine tract binding; pre-mRNA 3'-splice site binding. The transcript is spliced from 12 exons. Lineage: Eukaryota; Metazoa; Chordata; Lepidosauria; Squamata; Rhineuridae. The record is from RefSeq and is a predicted model, not a curated record. Bases 536 to 1936 code for a protein of 466 amino acids.